This is a messenger RNA of Alosa sapidissima (American shad), 7370 nucleotides long. RefSeq names its product AT-rich interaction domain 4B (gene arid4b). The coding region runs from base 533 to 4669 and encodes 1378 amino acids. The record is from RefSeq and is a predicted model, not a curated record. Lineage: Eukaryota; Metazoa; Chordata; Actinopteri; Clupeiformes; Clupeidae. Gene Ontology annotation, biological process: regulation of transcription by RNA polymerase II. Gene Ontology annotation, cellular component: nucleus. The transcript is spliced from 24 exons. Gene Ontology annotation, molecular function: transcription cis-regulatory region binding.
UUGAGCAUGUAGUCAUCAUAAGCAGUUUCCUUCAGUUGUGUUCUAGUUAGCAGCGAGAUUUUGAAACCAUUUACUGUACGCGACCUUUCUCUAGCCCAAAAUAUGUCGUGCAACCAUUAUGUCAUUCGAAAAAUGUUAAGCUAUUUCAGUGAGCCACUAUCACAGAGAAUAUAGCCCAACGAUUGUCGAGGGUGACAUUGUAACAGACUCUUCGGGAGAAAUAUAGCAAGCUUGUUACUUGUAGCAUCUAGCAGACGAUAUUCCAAAGCUCUCCAGUAAUCUAACAUUAUUGCGGUAUCGGAGGAUUCGAGCGACUUUGUUCAGCUUGACCUUGUUCGUUGGGUUGACAGCUUUUCCAUUGUGUGGAGCACACCGAUGUAGUCUCAGCCAUCAGCAGUUCGUAUCAGCGCUUUCUCUCGUAGACGGAGAAUUAUGCUCUCAGUUGGUAUUAUAUCCGCCUGCAAACGGGCUACUGCCUACUGGUUCAAAACACAACGAUCACUGAAGCGGAGCAGCGAGGCCUCGUGCAGAGAUGAAGACCCUGGAGGAGCCCCCAUAUCUGACGGUGGGCACGGAUGUGAGCGCCAAGUACAGAGGGGCUUUCUGUGAGGCAAAGAUCAAGACAGCCAAGCGACUGGUGAAAGCAAAGGUGACCUUCAAGCCAGACGCAUCAACCACAGAGGUUCACGAUGAACACAUCAGAGGACCUCUGAAGGUGGGUGCUGUGGUCGAGGUGAAAAACCAAGAUGGAGUUUACCAAGAGGCCACCAUCAACAAGCUGACUGAUGCUAGCUUGUACACAGUUGUGUUCGAUGACGGUGACGAGAAGACCCUGAGGCGCUCGUCGCUCUGCCUAAAAGGAGCACGUCACUUCGCAGAGAGCGAGACGCUGGACCGGCUCCCACUCACCAACCCAGAGCACUUUGGGACGCCCGUCAUCGGGAAGAAGAGCAACCGGGGCAGACGAUCCAAUCCCGUUCAAGAGGAGGAGUCGUCAUCUUCCUCCAGUGAGGAAGAGGAGGGUGACCAGCGGCAGAAUGAAGACCUGUUUGGCAAGGUGGUGUGUGUGGACGGGGUGGCCACAGGGGACAAAAAGAAGACGACGUCAUGGUACCCUGCCCUGGUCAUUUCUCCUGACUGCCAUGAAGAUGUAGCAUUGAAGAAGGACAGCAUUUUUGUUCGCUCCUUCAAGGAUGGAAAAUUCACCACGGUUUUACGGAAGGAUGUACGGGAACUGGACGGAGAGUCGGCGCCCAAAGCAGACGCAGCACUCAAAGCAGCUCUUGAUGCAGCCUGGGACUUUAAGCGAAACGGCGCCGUCCCAACCACCUGGAGGACGGAGGUGAAAGACGAGAGCUCCAGCAGUGAGGAAGACGAAGAGGAGGAGGAGGAGGAGCAAGACGAAGAUGGAAGUAGUGAAGAGGAAGAGGAGGAAGUGGAGCCCUUCCCAGAGGAGCGAGAGAGUUUCCUCCAGCAGCUGUACAAGUUUAUGGAGGAUCGAGGGACGCCCAUCAACAAGAGACCAGUCCUCGGCUACAGAAACCUCAAUCUCUUCAAGCUUUACCGACUCGUUAACAAACUUGGAGGUUUUGACAGCAUUGACAGCGGGUCUGUCUGGAAGCAGGUGUAUCAGGACCUGGGGAUUCCUGUACUCAACUCCGCUGCUGGCUACAAUGUGAAAUGUGCCUACAGGAAGUACUUGUACGGCUUUGAGGAGUACUGUACCUCCACGGCCAUCACCUUUCGGAUGGACCUCCCCCUGAAGCCCACAGAGAAACCAGGUGCAAAGGAAGAGGCAAAGGCUGAUGGUGGAGCAGGGGCAGGGAGCGUUACCCCAGCAACACACAUCCCCGGGGAGGAACUAAAGAUGGGCAAAGACGGAGAUUCCAGUGGCCCCCAGCCUGCCUUCAGGGAGGAGAGCGUGGAAACCAGUGGUCCAAACCAAAACACAGAGCGUGAAGACAACAACCACAGGACUGCUGCUAACGAUGACGACGAUGGUGACCACGGUGAUGAUGAUGAUGAUGAUGAUGACGAAGAAGAGAUGGAUUGUAAAGAGGAAGUCAGUCGCCAGCGCAAAACUGAGGAAGCAGAACAAGGAGAUGGCGUGAAGACGGAACCCUACGACGAAUCGGAAAACAAGGACCUAUCUGGGGCUGACAGCAGUCAGGAGGGGGAGGAGGGGGAGGAAUUUGAGUGUUACCCCCCUGGGAUGAAGGUGCAGGUGAGAUAUGGGCGAGGCCGCAGUCUGAAGACGUACGAAGCCACUGUCAAAGAGUCAGACCUGGAGGGGGGAGAGGUGCUCUACCUGGUUCACUACUGUGGCUGGAACGUCAGAUAUGACGAGUGGAUCAAAGCGGACAAGAUUGUGCGCCCAGCCAAUAAGAAUGUACCUAAAAUAAAGCAUCGUAAAAAAAUAAAGAACAAAGCAGAAAAAGAGAAAGACAGGAUAGAGAGACUCAGUGACAAAGAGGACCUGACGCCCUCUAAAAAUAACCGUGUCAACCGAUCCCCCAAACCAAAUGCCGGGAACGAUGUUUUCACUAAGAUGGAGGACUGUGAUGACAAAGGUAACCAGCAAAGUCCAGUCAAGUCCAGCGAAAUCAAAUCCAUUCUUAAUGGCCUUCAAGGUUCUGAGAGCUCAUCAGAUGACAGUGAGAGGGAGGAGGAGGACGAGGCCGAACAUGAUGGAGUUGAGGGUCCCGUCAGUCGAGGAAGUCACCGGAAAGGCAACUCCUCCGAGCACCCUCACGCACUUGAACGCUGGGAGGGAGGGCCCCCAUCGGACAGCUUUAAGGCUUCGCCAGCCACAGCCAAUGCCCAAGAGGCGAGCGGUCAGGAAGGACCUGAACCCGGCAAGCGCAGGCUGGCAUUCGAGCCCGAGGCGGAGAGUGGCCCACGCAAGAGGAAAGCUGAGGCCGCAGCGGUUACAGAUCGCACUCCAAAGAGUCAGGCCAAGAGCAAAUCCAGGAGCACUAGGUCUGGAGACUGGCUGCCCAGCAGCUCACCAAAAAAGCAAGAGGAGAGGACUUUAGGGAGCGGACAGGAGCAAGGAGAGGCCUCCAGCAGCAGCUCGGAGGACGAGGCCAGCGCUGCCACCGAGCCCACAGCCAAGGAGGAGCCGAGGGGGCAUCCGAAGACCAAAGGCUCCCCAGCCAAGAAGUACAACGGCCUGAAGGAGAAGUCAAAGGGCGGGCGGUCCUCUUCCUCUGCCUUCUGGGAGAUCCCUGACAAGAGAGCUAAGGUGGCGGCGAGCGGUGCGGAGGAGCGGCAAGCAGGCGGCUGCCGGACCAAAGGCCAGAAGGACGUGUGGUCCAGCAUCCAGGCCCAGUGGCCUAAGAAGACUCUCAAGGAGCUGUUCUCGGACUCUGACACGGAGGCGCAGAACUCUCCUCCGCCACCACCGCCGGCGGUCGGACCUCCCGAGGAGCCCCGAGCAGGCACAGACGGCGACGCCGACGGGGAACACAUGGAGGAGGACGAGCCGGCCGAGGAGGAGCCGAUCGAGGAGGACAAGAUGCAGGAGUACCCUACCAGCAGCGGCAGUGGGAGCAACUCCGUCAUCAACACACCACCCACCACACCCGAGUCCCCCACCUUGAGCAGCAGCGGCGUCGGUAGCGGUAGUGGCGGAGGAGGAGGAGUAGUAGGAGGAGGAGGAGUAGUAGGAGGAGGAGGAGGAGGAGGAGGAGGCACCACGGAGGCCCCUGGGCGGACGCCGGCCUGCAGUAGCCCCACGCCUCUUCCCCAGGCCCCCGCCACCCCGGCCUCUGGCUCCCCGGCAGCGGCUUCGCCGGCCGGGCCGAUGCUGGAGGAGCGCCGUGAAGGUCGUCUGGGCCGCAGCGAGUCGGACAGCAGCACGGUGGAGGUGGAGAGUCUGGGAGGGGAGCUGCAGGAGAUGACCCCCCAGGAGGAGAGGGCUGGUUCCCCCUCGAAGGCAUUUGAGACGAGCCUCUCCUGCAACAGCAACAGCACGUGCAGCCUGGACCUCAGUCACAGCAGCCAACAGGAGAGCGAGCAGAAAUCCAAAGCUUCAGCCGGUCAGAAACGACACAAAGAAUCCCAAGGUGGCGUAAUAUCAAAGAAACACAAGAGAAGCCACAAGAGCAUAGGCCUGCAUCCUAAGAAGAACCGAAAAGCAGCCCACAGUAGUGACAGUGAGGACCACUCGGUCAGCGAGAGUGCGUCAAAGUCUCCCACCGCCAAACCCAACACGUCGGACCUGAAGCCAGCCAUCUCUCCCAAGUGCCCCGGAAGGACCCCCCCGUCGGGACACAAGUACCACAAACACGGUGAUGGCGAGCACACACACCACCACCACCACCAUCGGGAGCACCAAGGCCGCGCCGCACGCGUUUAUAAGUGGAGUUUCCAGAUGUCUGAUCUAGAGAAGAUGACCAGCUUGGAAAAGAUAUCAUUCCUUCAGGAGAAGCUGCAAGACAUCCGGAAUCACUAUCUCUCUCUCAAGUCAGAGGUGGCGUCCAUCGACCGGAGACGAAAGCGUAUGAAGAAGAAGGAGCGAGAAACAGGUGCGGUGGCAGCCUCGUCAUCGUCCUCCUCCUCCUCUCCGUCCUCCAGCUCCCUGACGGCAGCCGUGAUGCUGACCCUGGCCGAGCCCACCGUCUCCAGCUCGGCCCAGAACUCUGGUGUGUCAGUGGAGUGCAGGUGACAGGAAGCGAGACGAUGGCGAGCGCUCUGAGCACGUAACCAGCACCCGGGGGCCUGCCCCUGCCUUUGCCCUUUCCCCGACAGGACAAACCAGGACAGACCCACACAAACCCACACAGACGCUGGGGGCACAAGAAACUGACCGGAAAUCAAGAUGAAAAAAAAAAAAAACCUGAACAAGCACUAUUUUCUAUCGACAACUGUUUCCUCGGCAAGCUAAUUGCACUUAAGUGCACUUUUAUUCAAAGGCAGACAUGUGGAGGGGAGAGCCAGGAGAGAAAAAAAAGUACAAAGCUGUUUUUGUUGUUGUUGUUAUUCAGAAAUUUUCUUUUUAAGCAAUAAUUAUGUCCAUUAAGUGUUUUUCUUUUCCUUAAAGUAAUUGGCUGGCCAGCACUUUCUACUGUGGGGCCUACAGAAUCAUAACUCAUCCAGAAGUUCAGUGCAGCAGCAGCACUCUUGAAGUAACAUAGAACAGCACUAUGUUUUUUAGUCACGUUAGCCUCUCCUCUUGUGUGUAAUGUAACGUAAUAUGCCCAACCACAUCCACAGAAAUCAGAACCAACAACAAAAAUGGGAUCUCCAUUGUUUUGAGAGCAGCUAAGCUCCAUUUCAGUAGCAGGGACCAUUAAAGAUUGAGUCACGUCAUCCAAUUGUUUGGGGAAGGCAAAAAGAAGGGAGGGCUUCAGAGGUGUGUAGCAGGGGGAUGAUUCACUGACAGCUAAUAAGUGGAUGAAUACUGAGCAAUGCUGUAGUGCCUUGUAGGUUCCUCUCUUUGGGCACUUUGAGGAAACAAUGCAAAGAGAGUUUGAAUGGUUUGGAUGACCUAUCAGUGAAGGGUCAUGUAUAUGGCCUUCAUAAAGCCUUUCUUAAGAGUUAAAUGGUGCUACUUGUAAAUAUUGACCAUGCCAUUACUACAGCUUGAACUAUAAUGUUCAUUUCUGUCACAAAAACUCUGAAUUACAAGUGUGUUACGAAUUGGAACAAUGCCUUAUGAAUGUCAGUUAACGUUUGGGUGUCAUUUAAAGCUUAGAUGAGCCUUAUGAAGACCUUAUACAGACUCCCCUCACCUAAUGUGCCGCCCUGUACCGAUUCUCUUCACCCUUCAGAUGAUUAAGACAUCUUUGUCUUGUUUACAAAAGACUGAAGUAACUGGGCAGGAGUGGUUAAUCAGGCCAGAGCCUGAAGAUGAUCAUAGAGUAAUAAGCAAAUCAACAUCCUUGGCAGCCAUUUUAAAUGUUUCUUACUACUGAAUAAUUACAUAGCCCCAGACAAAAGGGGCUCAACCAUAACGUGGCAGUAUUUAGAUGUGCAGUGACAGAGUUAUUAUUAGUAUUUGUCUCGAUUAGAUAAUUAUUAUCGAUUAGAAUCUGUUCAAUUCCACAUGUAGCCUUUUCUUUUGUGUCUUCCUCCCUUCUUUCCUUUCUUUCUUUUCUGUUGUCGCUUUUUGAACGUCUCACCCUCUGACACUCCAAGCCCACUGAAAAGCACUUCAUAAAACUGCACCAGAUUUUAUUGUUGUCAAAGGGAGUACUUUGUGGCCUGAUAUUCACAACAGUGGACAGAAUGAUAUGUAUGAUUGGAGCUCCUGAUUGCCAGGUCUGAUUGUUCUGACGAUAGAAAGUAUGUUGUGAUCCAUUGUGAUGUCUUUUGUAAUCCCUACUACACUCUGUUACCCUUAUUUUUCUUCUCUGCUUGAGUAGGAGGUAAUUGGAAAUGAUUCAGAAUAAUAGUCUAUCACUAUUGAGUGGAGAGGACCUGCCACAGCUCUUAGUAAGAUAACACCUCUCCCUGGAACCUUGUAAACCAAGAUUGGGUAAUUCAAAUUGUGGCGUUUUAUUAAAAUGGUUCACACUUCAAAGGCAUUGCCUUUCCUCCAAAAAAAAGACUACUCCGUAUAAAUAUGGUUUCCAAUUUCUGACCAAGAAAAGUGUUAUAAUGUUUAAGUGUGGAUUUAGAAUGAGGCAUAGGUAUGUGAAAGAUCACUGAAGAAAUCUCCAAUGUUCCCUUUGUAUAGACUCCCUGUUGUACCAUAGCCUGAAGGUCUGUUCCGUCUGGCACUUGUAUGUAACUGUAUGCCUUUGUUAUACAUUUGUAUAUUGAGAAGUGUGUUUUAAGUCAAGCUAUUUAAUAUCUUGUACCAUGUACUUUUCUGUACAGGCAGUUUUACUGUUUCAACUGUAGUUGCUGUGUACACUCUGAAGGUAAAAGCAUGUGUUUCUUUCUUUCUUCCUUUCUUUCUUUUCUUUAUUUCUUUCUUCCCCUCUUUGUCUAUCUUUAUUUCCUGCAUUAAUUUUGUUCGUUCCCUAAUGUGAGUUCCAUUUCAGUUCAUAUAUAAUAUGAACAGUUCGGUUCGUUUAUAGUUGUUCACAUUAUUUCAACAACACAUGCUUUCUGAGUUUCUGAUUUUUUUUCUUCUGUUAGAUUAGUUGUGCUUGUACUAGAUGCCUUUUGUGUUUUAUCGUGGUUUGAAAAGUAUUUUCAAAUAUGUACAUGGGUUGUAAAGUUUUAUGGAUCUUUGCAAAAAUGUGGUCUGACAGGAUGAGAGUGUGAGCGAAGAAGAAAGAGAAAAUGGUAAAGCUUAUAAGAAAGCUCUAUAGUAUUUAUUAGGCGCUGCAGACGAUGGACAUUGUGUAAUUUAUUGUACAAAUGUAAGCAAAAGGAAGCCUCUGUUUGAAAUAAAUGCCAUAGUUUGUGAACUUAAA